Molecule: messenger RNA, 2474 nt
Organism: Boeremia exigua
Lineage: Eukaryota; Fungi; Ascomycota; Dothideomycetes; Pleosporales; Didymellaceae
Product: elongation factor 1-alpha
Exons: 3
Coding region: 1-2361 (786 amino acids)
Biological process (GO): translation
Molecular function (GO): GTP binding; GTPase activity
Source: RefSeq, a predicted model, not a curated record
AUGCAGCGCACGCGGAACGUUGACUACGACGAUGACGAACUGUACGAUGACUACUACGAAGAAGAGGAGGCAGAUGUCAUGUCAGCAGACGAUAAGGAGCAGAUGCGAACAAGCACACUCAGCGCGCGAGAGGCGUUAGGAGCCGCAGGAUCCAGUAUCAGCGACGCGCAGAUACAGGAGGCGCUGUGGCACUACUACUUCGAUGUUGGCAAGAGUGUGAGCUAUUUGAAGAACAAGUUCUCCACGCCGGAACCGAAGAAGGAAGCACUGCCUAAGAAGGAGAAGGCUACGUCGCGCUUCGAUCAGGCCGCAAGCGCCGCCAUUGAAAAAGCGCCCGUUCCUGUCGGUAAGCACUUUUAUGAACCGUAUAGCUACGCGCAGUCGGUCUACCCUGUUGCAUCGAGUUUCCCGCUGCCGCCCGCUACGAUGCCGUCGAAUGCCCAAGACUUCUUUGCCGACGUUCCCUGGGGCAACGUCCCAGCUCACAGGCUGGGUAAAAUUACCAUCGAUGAGCCUCACUUCAAGGGCAGACUCCUUGGUGGCUCCUCGAAGCUGGCAGCGCUUGCGGCUAAGCGUAGGAAGGAGAGGGAAGAGGCUCAAGCUGCGUCAAAUGCCAAUGGCGAGACCGAUGCUGCAGUCGCCAUGCUCGACAAGCUCACAGUAAAGAGCAAGGAGAACGCUACAUCAGCUGAUGGCGUCGACCGUCCCUCGCGCAUUGCCAAAUACACAUCCCGAAAGCGCUCUCCAUCUCCAAAGCCAGAGGUUCCGGUCGAGGUCGUUGAGGCCGAGCCUGAAGCUCCAAAGCCAGCGAUCGAAGUCGAGCACCCAGCACAACGAGCCACAGCUUCCAUGUUCGCCUCCACACUUUGCGGUACCUCUCGCACUUCGCAGCCAUCCACCAUCAUCCAAGAAUUUCCUGUGCCAUACAGUCGCUACAAAGACUACCAGGACGCAAAGCCAUUUGACGGGCCCAGUCCAGACGACAUCAAGAAGAAACCAGCCGCCGCAGCAAACGGAGACAAACUUGCAGACUCUGUGGAGAAGCUGGCGGUCGACGAGCCAAAGGUUAAUAGCAGAAAUCUGAAUGUCCUGGACGAGCUGCAAAAGAGCGGCAUGAAGCGGAUGGCUAACUUCGUAGUCGUGGGUCACGUUGAUCACGGCAAGAGCACACUUAUGGGGCGUUUGCUGUACGACCUCAAAGUCAUUGAUCAAAGAUCAAUUGAUAAGCUCAGGAAAGAAGCUGAAACGAUAGGGAAGUCGUCAUUCGCUCUAGCGUGGGUGAUGGAUGAAACGAGCGAAGAGCGCAGUCGCGGUGUCACUGUCGAUAUCGCAACAAAUUACUUCGAGACUGAGAAGUCGCGCUUCACUAUCUUAGAUGCUCCCGGACACAAAGACUUCAUCCCCAACAUGAUCUCAGGAGCGUCACAAGCAGACUUCCCCGUGUUGGUAAUCGACUCAAGUACGAACAGCUUCGAAGCAGGCUUGAAAGGUCAAACAAAAGAGCACAUCCUAAUCGCCCGAAGUAUGGGAAUGCAGCACAUUAUCGUCGCCAUAAACAAGAUGGAUACUGUGGCUUGGUCGAAAACACGAUUCGACGAGAUCACGAAGAAGAUGACGACUUUCCUCACGGAAGCCAGCUUCGUUGAGAAGCGCAUCACAUUCAUUCCACUGGCGGGUCUUACAGGCGAGAACGUUGUCAACAAAAUCUCAAACCCAGCAGCAGAUUGGUACACAGGCGAAACCUUACUGGAAGCCCUCGAGCGCAUCGAGCUUCCCCAACGCCACCUCGAGAAGCCUCUCCGCCUCUCCGUCGCAGACGUCUUCCGCGGCGACCUGCGCUCUCCCCUCAGCAUAUCUGGCCGCAUCGACGUCGGCACGCUGCAAGUCGGCGACGUCAUCCUCGCCCUGCCCGCCAACGAAACUGCAACCAUCAAAUCCAUCGAAGUCCAAGACACACCCGUCGACUGGGCUGUCGCAGGCCAGAUCCCCACGCUGCACCUCGCUGACAUCGACCCCGUCCACCUGCGCCAGGGCGACAUCGUCUGCUCGCCCAAGGCCCCCGUCAAGCUCGUCAAGGCUUUUACCUCCAAGCUUCUCGCUUUCGAACACGUGCUGCCUAUGCCCGUUGAGGUGUUCCGCAGCACGCUGAACAGCCCUGGCAGUAUCAGGGUGUUGAGCGCGAAGCUGAACAAGUUCACCGGCGAGGUCACGAAGAAGAAGCCGAGAAUCGUCAAGCCGGGCGAGGUUGCGAGAGUCGUGGUGCAGUUGGAGCGGGAGCUGCCGAUCGAAGAGGGCAUGCGGGUUGUUGUGCGUGAGCGCGGGAGGACAGUGGGCGCUGGGUUGAUGGAGAACGUAGCAUAGUUUUGGGGUGUGUCGGUCGGGUCAAAUCAAAAGCAUUAUAGUCACUCUGUUGCAAGUUGCGUAUGUGUCUGUGCAAUUGCAUAACGUGUUCUGCAGACGUCGUUGACAAGCCC